Danaus chrysippus (African queen) is the source of this 1323-nucleotide messenger RNA. The record is from the annotation of a GenBank genome assembly. NCBI's taxonomy places the organism in Eukaryota, Metazoa, Arthropoda, Insecta, Lepidoptera, Nymphalidae.
AUGGCAGCCUCAAAUGAAGAAGAAAUUUUGGAGGGCUUUCUGUGUCCAAUUUGCAAAGCAGACUUAAAAUCAGCUAGCCAGCUUACAAAUCAUUUCGAAAGCUUGCACCAAGAAGAGCAGGAUGUUCUCAAAUCAUUGAAGGAAAUAUUUGGUAAAGCAAAGAAGAUAAUUCUAAACAACGACGAUACAGAUUUGAAGGAAACCUUUGAUCGCGCUCUGAAGUUCAGUUCUCAAGAACGAUAUUACGCUAGGGAGGAGCAGACUGUUGGUGUGUCUCGAAGUUCCACUGAUUAUUUCAAGGCUGUUCGUUCAGCUAGAUUAGAGAGAUAUGCCACGGAAACUAAUAAGUUGUUAAUAAGAUUAGAUAAAUUGGUAUGCAAUAUGCCAAGUGAUCCAAACCAAAGGAAACAACAUGAACAGGAAGUUGUUCCUUGGUUGGAUGGGUCAUCCGUCAAGUUAUGUCCUAACUGUGCUAAAGCUUUCAAUCUGACGAGGAGAAAGCAUCAUUGUAGACUCUGUGGUUCAAUUCUAUGCCAUGACUGUUCAGUGUUCUUAGAUUUAAAUGUUGCUAAAACUAUAGUGGAUCCAUCUGCAACUCCUCAACCAGAGACAUCAACGGCCGAGAAGUUUGGUCUCCGUCUGUGUGAGCAUUGCUACAACCUGGUUCAACUCCGACGGCAAAUUCAAGAGAACAGAAAUGUGAAGACUGUGUUAAUGUCGGCCUACGAACAGAUGAGGAGUCUGAUGGAACAAGCGACACCGGCUGUUGAAAUGUAUGAGAAGAUGUGUCAGAGUUUGUUCGACGGGGAGACUAUAUACAAUCUGUCGGAUGUGAACGCUAUGCGCGGUCGUAUCGGGAAGCUGGCUGAGGGUAUCGACUUAUUGAGUAAACACAUAGCGAGCCUGCCCGUACAGCCGGGGACCAGACAAGCCAAGCUACAGAACUCUAUCAGACAGGCCUCCGCACACUAUAUAAAGGAAGAAUUGCUAUCUCUACGGAAAUUACCAACUGAGGCCCAAAUAGAAGAAGUUAGGAGACAGCGGUACGAGCGGGCUCAGAAACAGAUAGAGUUAGAAAGAGAACGGAUAGAGAGGGAAAGAGAAAGGAGAGAGAAGGAGUGGGGGGAGGAGGGGGAGGCGAGCGGGGGGCGGGGCCAACAACACGACGACGAUAACCCGAUACUAGAACAGAUGAACAUUAUAAGAGAUUAUAUAAAAGAGGCCAGGAAGGAACUGAGGUUUGAAGAAGUGGCAAUACUAGAGCAGAACCUCAAGGAUCUAAAGAAAGAAUAUCAACUUCAAAUGCUCUCAAACAAGUCCUAG